AUGACUUCGAAAGCUCUCCCAUAUAUGGAGACCGAGCCUAAGCUCAUCUUCUUCACCGAUUUUGAUGGAACAAUUACAGUCGACGACAGCAAUGACUUCAUGAUUGAUAACCUUGGCUUUGGCCGGGAAAAGCGCCUCGCGUUGGGCGACCGGGUCCUGAACGAGACUUUGAGUUUCCGGGAUGCCUUCCGCGAGAUGCUUGAAAGCAUCACGACCCCAUACGACAAGUGCAUUGAGACCCUGUUAAAGAACAUGAAGCUGGACCCAUACUUCGAGGAAUUCUACCACUGGGCCAAGGAUAACAAUGUUCCUAUUGUCAUCCUGUCAUCUGGCAUGCGACCCAUUAUCAGCGCCUUGUUGGAGAAGUUCCUUGGCCACAAGCCAGCCAGCCACCUCACCAUCAUUUCCAACGAGCCCGUGAGCCGGGAUGGCAAGGAUAUCAACAGCGAGGGUGGCUGGCAGAUUGAGUAUCAUGAUGACAGUCACUUCGGACACGACAAGUCCCUGGAGAUUAAGCCUUAUGCCACGUUGCCGGAAGGAGAGCGCCCAAUUCUUCUGUACGCCGGAGACGGCAUUUCUGAUUUGUCCGCGGCCGCAGAAACCGAUCUUCUCUUCGCCAAACAAGGCAAAGAUUUGGUGACCUACUGCCAGCGCCGGGGAAUGCCCUACACGACUUUCGAGAACUGGUCCACAAUUCUCUCGACUACCAAAGACAUCUUGAGUGGCAAGGUGUCACCGAGCGAUGUGGCUGCUAAGGCUUCGCUCGGGUAG
Molecule: messenger RNA, 771 nt
Organism: Penicillium coprophilum
Lineage: Eukaryota; Fungi; Ascomycota; Eurotiomycetes; Eurotiales; Aspergillaceae
Product: putative Phosphoserine phosphatase
Exons: 6
Coding region: 1-771 (256 amino acids)
Molecular function (GO): phosphatase activity
Source: RefSeq, a predicted model, not a curated record